Messenger RNA from Aaosphaeria arxii CBS 175.79, 1057 nucleotides. RefSeq lists its product as uncharacterized. The transcript is spliced from 2 exons. NCBI's taxonomy places the organism in Eukaryota, Fungi, Ascomycota, Dothideomycetes, Pleosporales. Bases 99 to 647 code for a protein of 182 amino acids. The record is from RefSeq and is a predicted model, not a curated record.
UUUUAUAUAUACAUCCACAUCUACCUCCAUAUACACCUCCCCCCAAAAUCAACAUCAUCACCAUCCACCCCUCAACCCCCCAACAACCCUUCAAAACCAUGACCCUCCCCCCUCCAUCCACCCUCCCCACCCUCCCCCACCCCGAAAUCCUCACCACCAUCGACCUCCUCUUCGAGCCCUCACCCCGCCUACACUCUCUCCUCCUCCCCUCCCUCCUAACCACCCCCCACGAAAGCUACGCCUCGCUCAUCGCCUCCGUCCACAGCAGCCUCACCAAGCUCUCCCGGGCCAAGAACCCCCGGGCCAUGGAGAACCUGAUCGCGAUACUGGGGUCGCAUCCGCGGCUCGGGGCGAAGAAGGUCGAGAGUGCGCAGAGUAGGGCUGAGCAGGCGAGUCUUGCCGGCGGGGAAGGGGAUGGUGGGGAGGAGGGGGAGAGGUUGAGGGUGUUGAAUGAGGAGUAUGAGGAGGCGUUUCCGGGGCUGAGAUAUGUGGUUUUCGUGAACGCGAGGAGUAGAGAGGAGAUUAUGAGGGAUAUGAGGGAGAGGAUUGAUAGGGGGAAUCCGGGGUUGGAGAUGAGGGAGGCGAUUGAUGCCAUGUGUGAUAUUGCGAGGGACCGGGUGGGGAAGUUGGGGGUAAGAGAGGAGUGAAGGGAUCGGGAGGAGAUGAGAGGAUGGUGUUUUGGUGGAGGUGGUGGUUGUUGAAGAGGAGGAGGAGGGAAGAUGGGACUUCAUAUCGAAGCAGAAGAAAGCGAACAGAACCCCGACAUCACAGGAAGGAUCAUCUCACCAUUACCAGCACGAAAUUUCACGAAACAAGUCCGACGAAAAGCCUAUCUCUUACUACCCAACACGAAUUCGAACACAUUUACCAUCCUCAUAUUUUCACUACAAGUAUAGGUGGAUAUACAUAUUUUUUUAUCUUCUUUUUUCUUGGAGGUGUAGGUGCUUGGAAUGGGUUGUGUAGAAGAGAAGAUGCUUCGAUUAAGUUAGUUCGUUUUGGGCGAGGAUGAAGAUGGUGGGGAGUAGGUGGGGAGUAAUGACAUCGAGACAUCCGCCUG